AUGCCGUUGCUGUUGCUUGUUUUGUUUGGUUGUUUUGCGGGCACAAUGGGGAAGGUUGUGGACAAGAAUUGCAAACAUGAUUUUGUGAAUUGCCCGCAGGCUCGGCGUUGGCCAUAUUCUGACAUGUCAGCUCAGCUUCUUGGCGAUGCGUGGCAGGGGUGGCAGGCUGCGGCCAAUGGUACUUGCUUUGCCCCAAAAUCGUACGUUGGCCACUGCGACCGGCAAUUUGAUGGCCUGGCCAACAUGCCGGAUGCGCGCAAAAAGGAGUUGCAAGCCAUGUGUGUGAACCGACCGCUACUUGAAGCAAUGGCCAUGCGAUACAUGCGUUUUGGAUUGGGAAGGUGCAAUUUUCGGUGGCCGUGCAAUGGCGAAUGUCAGCAGGCGACAUGCUUCGUGAAGAUUUGCGCGCUUGCUGGCUGCAAGAUUCUCAGUGGAGAGGACGUGUUCUCGCAUCAGGAGAUUGCGGCGAAGUGCGGCUUGUCCUGGCCAUGUGCCCCGCAAUGCGACGAAGACUUCAGCGCCGAGUGUCCAACGGUAGGCGCCGACCCUGGCCCCGUUCCAGUACACAGGCCCAUGUGA
Durusdinium trenchii is the source of this 579-nucleotide messenger RNA. The record is from the annotation of a GenBank genome assembly. NCBI's taxonomy places the organism in Eukaryota, Dinophyceae, Suessiales, Symbiodiniaceae.